CUUCGUUGGCCGGGGGAUGUUCGUGCUGAACCCGAGCAUUCCCUCUGCUCCUUAGGGCGGUGGCAGCGGCAGCGACGGCGGCAGGCCGGGCUACCCCCCGGACAUGGCGCUGAGGGAGCUGAAAGUUUGUCUGCUUGGGGAUACAGGUGUAGGUAAAUCAAGCAUUGUAUGGCGGUUUGUAGAAGACAGUUUUGAUCCAAACAUCAAUCCAACCAUAGGAGCAUCAUUUAUGACCAAGACAGUCCAAUAUCAGAAUGAACUACAUAAAUUCUUGAUUUGGGAUACAGCUGGACAAGAAAGAUUUCGUGCCUUAGCACCCAUGUACUACCGAGGUUCGGCAGCAGCUAUAAUCGUUUAUGACAUCACAAAAGAAGAAACAUUUUCAACAUUAAAGAACUGGGUGAAAGAACUUCGACAGCAUGGGCCACCUAAUAUUGUUGUUGCUAUUGCAGGAAAUAAGUGUGACCUUAUUGAUGUACGGGAAGUCAUGGAAAGAGAUGCUAAGGACUAUGCUGAUUCCAUCCAUGCAAUUUUUGUAGAGACUAGUGCUAAAAAUGCGAUAAACAUAAAUGAACUCUUUAUAGAAAUUAGCCGAAGAAUUCCAUCAACAGAUACUAAUCCCUCAUCUAGUGGAAAAGGCUUCAAAUUAAGAAGACAGCCUUCAGAGCCAAAGCGAAGCUGUUGUUGACUGAUAUACAGCAUUUCAGACUUAAUUAUAAAGUAGGUGGCCCUGAAAGUUAAUGGGGGUGUUUUGAGAAUAUGUGUUUUGAGUUUUCAUCUGACUGAUCAUCGUACAGAAAGAGCCUACGGAACUCGACCAAUUUGUUUCUAGUUUCGUUGACUUCCUGAAGACUGCAGAUGUGAAAUUUCGGUCUGUUUACUUCUAUUAUGUAAAGAAUUUCUUGUAUUCAGAAAGAAUACUUCAUUGAAAUUUUUGACCUUACUGAAGACGAAUGUUUAAUUGUAUGGAUAAUAACAUUAAAAUGUUUGAUAGUUUUGUAAUCAAGAUUUUAUGUCAUGUUUUGUAAAGGGAAAAUUGAGCACUUUUGUGGUUCUUGAAAAAUAGGCCUUGUAGAAAUUGUAAUUUUGACACUUAGGUUACUUUACUUUCCAUUAUCAUUGCUAGAGUAUGCUGUACCACUUUAAAUUUGAGUGAAUAUCCAAAGUGGAAGGAGGGUGGGUGAUUGUUACUUUGUAUUCAAAAUAAGUUAUUUAUAGAACUGAUGGAAAGGAUCUCAUCCCCUACCAUCCCUAAAGCACUUUUGAUUGAAGGUAUUAGCCAUGGAUGGAUACAUGCAAUGAAUUAAAACAUGAAAUAGUCCUUUCGUUUUUCCUAUAAUUUAUGUUUAGGCAGAUGCAUCAUUGGCACAUUUUAAAAUAAGUUAUGAUCAAAAUGGUGGUCGUAGAAAACAUAGUUUGAACACAGCAUACUCAAAACUGUUUUGAAUUGACUGGCAAUAAAAAAGCAGUAGCAUAAA
Monodelphis domestica (gray short-tailed opossum) is the source of this 1478-nucleotide messenger RNA. RefSeq names its product RAB22A, member RAS oncogene family (gene RAB22A). NCBI's taxonomy places the organism in Eukaryota, Metazoa, Chordata, Mammalia, Didelphimorphia, Didelphidae. Gene Ontology annotation, molecular function: GTPase activity; GTP binding. The record is from RefSeq and is a predicted model, not a curated record.